AUGGCCGAUGAGAUGAUCAGGACUCAACUCAUCGUCGCCGAGAAGCUGGUGGCUUUGCUGGAGAGCGGGACGGAAACCUUGCUGCUGGUUGAUAGCCGCCCCUUUGUGGAGUACAACACCUCCCACAUCUUGGAUGCCAUCAACAUCAACUGCUCCAAGCUGAUGAAGAGGAGGCUGCAGCAGGACAAAGUGCUGAUCACAGAGCUCAUCCAGCAUUCAGCAAAACAUAAGAUUGAAAUUGAUUGCAAGCAGGAAGUGGUGGUGUAUGACCAAAGCUCUAAAGAUGUGACGUCUCUCUCAUCUGACUGCUUUCUUACUGUGCUCCUGGGCAAACUGGAGAAGAAUUUCAGUUCUGUGUACCUGCUUUCAGGUGGAUUUGCUGAAUUCUCCAGCNCUUUCCCUGGUCUCUGUGAAGGAAAAUCCACGCUCGUCCCUACUUGCAUUUCUCAGCCCUGCCUCCCUGUCUCCAACAUUGGCCCAACCAGAAUCCUGCCUCAUCUCUAUCUUGGCUGUCAACGGGAUGUUCUCAACAAGGAGCUGAUGCAGCAGAAUGACAUUGGCUAUGUGCUGAAUGCCAGCAAUACCUGUCCAAAGCCAGAUUUUAUCCCAGAAUCCCAUUUCCUGAGAGUGCCUGUGAACGACAGCUUUUGUGAGAAAAUUUUGCCUUGGUUGGAUAAAUCAGUUGAUUUUAUAGAAAAAGCAAAAGCAUCAAAUGGCCACGUGUUAGUGCACUGUUUAGCUGGAAUAUCUCGCUCUGCCACAAUCGCUAUUGCAUAUAUCAUGAAGAGAAUGGAUAUGUCCUUAGAUGAAGCUUACAGAUUUGUGAAAGAAAAAAGGCCAACCAUUUCUCCCAACUUCAACUUUCUGGGCCAGCUUUUGGACUUUGAGAAGAAGAUCAAGAACCAGAGCGGGCAGCCUGGACAUAUCAGUAAGCUGAAGCUCCUGCAUUUGGAGAAAAGCAGCGAGCACGUGCUGGUGCCGGAGGGUGGGCAGAGCAGCCUCUCCACGAACCAGCUCUGCCUCACCGCUGCCUCGGAGCGGGUGGAGCAGCCGGACUGCGGCAGCGCGCCGCGGGGGCACCCGGCCCCGCUGGAGGACGGCCCGCUGGUGCAGGGCAUCAACGGGCUGCACGUCUCCCUAGACAAGGUGGAGGACAGCAACCGGCUGAAGCGCUCCUUCUCCUUGGACAUCAAAUCCGUGUCCUGCUCGGCCAGCAGCACCUGCGUGACGGCAGCGGUGCAGGGCUUCGCCUCCUCGGAAGACACCCUGGAGUACUACAAACACGCGGCUGCUUUGGAGGGCAGCAGCAAGCUGUGCCAGUUCUCCCCUGUCCAGGAGGUCUCGGAGCAAAGCCCAGAAAGCAGCCCUGACAAAGAGGAAGACCGCGGCGACUCCCGGCGCAGCUGGCACGAGGAGAGCUCCUUCGAGAAGCAGUUCAAGCGCCGGAGCUGCCAGAUGGAGUUUGGGGAGAGCAUCUUGUCGGACAACAGGUCCAGGGAGGAGCUGGGGAAAGUGGGCAGUCAGUCGAGCUUCUCGGGCAGCAUGGAAAUCAUUGAGGUGUCCUGA
Molecule: messenger RNA, 1566 nt
Organism: Chaetura pelagica (chimney swift)
Lineage: Eukaryota; Metazoa; Chordata; Aves; Apodiformes; Apodidae
Gene: DUSP16
Product: dual specificity phosphatase 16
Exons: 8
Coding region: 1-1566 (521 amino acids)
Biological process (GO): protein dephosphorylation; negative regulation of MAPK cascade
Cellular component (GO): nucleus; cytoplasm
Molecular function (GO): protein tyrosine/threonine phosphatase activity; MAP kinase tyrosine/serine/threonine phosphatase activity
Source: RefSeq, a predicted model, not a curated record